Molecule: messenger RNA, 2375 nt
Organism: Filobasidium floriforme
Lineage: Eukaryota; Fungi; Basidiomycota; Tremellomycetes; Filobasidiales; Filobasidiaceae
Product: putative GTP-binding protein
Exons: 6
Coding region: 86-2350 (754 amino acids)
Biological process (GO): ribosomal subunit export from nucleus
Cellular component (GO): cytosol
Molecular function (GO): GTP binding; GTPase activity
Source: RefSeq, a predicted model, not a curated record
UCUUGAAGGCGAAACAGCUUCACACCCUUCUUAGACAUACGAUUCGGAGUACAGUCUUCAUCAAAACACAGAUAGACAGUCUGAAAUGCCUACAAAACGUACGACCGGUCAGAACCAUGGUCUCGGAAAAUCGAUCAUCAAUCGAAAGGCAAAAGAUCUCAGGAGAGAUCCUAACACUGUCAGAUUUACGCAAGAAUCCGAGAACCUCCGUUCGGUCACCCAUGAAGGAGAUCUCGAAGAGUUUCUGAACAGCGCGGCCUUGGCCGACACCGAUUUCACCGCUGAGAGGACCAAUGUCAAAGUCAUAUCGACCCCUUCCAUCCCCAACUCGAAGAACCCUUACCUCUUGAGCGCCCAAGAAUCGCAAGCGAUCUCCAAGAAGCAAAACGAGCAGAGGGGCGCAUUGCGAGUGCCUCGACGAUCUGCAUGGGACGAGACGACAACUCGGGCCGAGCUUGAGAAGAACGAGAGAGAUAGCUUUUUGCAAUGGAGAAGAGGCCUUGCCGAAGUCGCAGAGCAACACAGCUUGCUGCUGACCCCCUUCGAGCGAAACCUGCAAGUCUGGCGUCAGUUGUGGCGAGUCAUCGAGCGAUCGCAUCUGAUCGUUCAGAUCGUCGAUGGUCGUAAUCCGGUCACUUUCCGGUGCGAGGAUCUGGAGAAGUACGUUUCCGAAGUCGGGAUCGGUAUGGGGAACAAGCAGAAGAGGGGCGUCAGGAAGAGCUUGCUGUUGAUCAACAAGUCGGAUCUGUUGACCAAAAAGCAACGACAAGCUUGGGCGGAUUACUUUGAUGCUCAGAACAUCCAAUACGCCUUCUUUUCCGCUUUCAAUGCCACUGCCGCUCAAGAACAGGCUGAUAAACAGCGAAGGAGGCAGAUGGGCGAGGAGGAGGAGAUCAAGUUUGCCGAAGAUCAGUAUGCCGCAGAGCACAUGGACUCAGACACGGACUCCGAAGAGGAAGAGGAAGAUGAGGAGGAGGGGAAGAACGAUAUGGCUCAGGUUGACGACGAGGAUGACGAAGAUUUCGAGGACGAGGACGAUAUUGAGGAUGAGGAUGACGAGAGUCCAGAGGUACAGAGCGCUUUGGCCGAAUCCAUGCUCAAGGGACAAGACGGAGAGACGGCUGAGACUCAAGCGCUCAGGAAGGAGAUGGAGCAGAAGCUCAGCGUCGAUACCCCCGAAUAUGAUCAGCUCGCAGAGAACCAUGCCAUGAAGGGCAUUUUCGAUGACGAGGUCGACCAUGAUCCUCGAACCCGGGUUCUGACGGUUCUCGAGCUAGAAGAACUCUUCGAGCGUGUUGCUCCAUCUCUAUCCGAGUUCGCCACCGAACACAACCCUACGCCCGACAAGUUGACUGUUGGACUAGUUGGAUACCCCAACGUCGGUAAAUCGUCGACCAUCAAUGCUCUGCUUGGAUCCAAGAAGGUCAGCGUAUCCGCCACGCCUGGAAAGACGAAACAUUUCCAGACCUUGCCCUUCUCCAACAAGGUCACCUUGUGUGAUUGUCCCGGUCUGGUCUUCCCGCAAUUCGUCCACACCGAGGCCGACAUGGUCUGUGAUGGUGUCUUGUCCAUCGACCAGAUGAGGGAAUACAGUGCGCCAAUAGAGCUCAUCUGUCGACGAGUGCCUCGGGAAGUCUUGGAGGGAACCUAUGCCAUCCGAAUUGAAGUCAAGGAUAUCGAGGAUGGUGGUACCGGUCUCGUACAUUGGGAAGACUUCUUGUCGGGUUAUGCUAUCGCAAGAGGUCUCACGCGAGCUUCGUUCGGUAUGCCUGAUACGUCUCGCGCUGCGAGAUAUGUCCUCAAGGACUAUGUUAGCGCCAAGCUUGUCUUCUGCCAUCCUCCACCCGGUAUCGACGCCGAUACCUACAUGGAGGAUAGUCGGGCUAAGAUGAUCGAAAAGCAAGAGGAAGAUAUCCGCCUUGGAAAGAAAAAGGCGCCCGUUACUCGAGUAGCAAAGGGUGCCGAUACAUUCGUUGGCCCGAGUGAGCCCGAUGCUACGGAGGAUGCUAAACAGCAGGCUCGAGAGCGUCAAGCGACCGCCAAGUCUAUCCGACAGAACGCUGCCUCUGCGCCCGGACGGUCUGCUGCUUCCAAGUCGAAGGAUCUGGAGAACACAUUCUUUAGCGAGGCCGGCCCUUUGCCAAGACCGGUCGCCAAAGGUGCACCAGGGCUCGGGCAAGAGGGAGGCUACUCACGGACGAUGAUAUAUCCGCACGCUCAUCGUAUCGGGCCAGACGGUCUUCCCAUCGAUCAGUCGCUCAUCAAUCCCGUGGUGUUACCGACCAGGAAGGGAAAGAAGCACUUCAAGAUCAAGGAGGGCAAGAAGCGAAGCGGUAAAGGUUAUGACUGAGCUGUAUCCGGGAUCUUGUUGCAUC